Molecule: messenger RNA, 2748 nt
Organism: Clunio marinus
Lineage: Eukaryota; Metazoa; Arthropoda; Insecta; Diptera; Chironomidae
Source: the annotation of a GenBank genome assembly
CAUAUGUCAAUGUGUUAUUCUUAUCACACACAAAAAAUGCUUUUCUGAAAAAAAAAUAAUAAAAACCGUUUCAGUCUCGUCUCAGAAUUGCGAUUGUCGAGUGUAGACUGGUCAUGAAUAGAAAAGCGAAUCGUGGACAUUGAGAAGAAAAUAUCUGUGGCCUUAAUGGAAAAUAAAUUGACAGAAAACAAUACAAAAUUAUCAUUUCGACUCUACACUUCAACAGCUCAUGGAAUUUGCUGUGAAUUGUCACUUAAGCCUGAAGAUGAGACUCGAAAUGAUAAAGGAAGUGGUGACAUCAAACGACAGGCAGUUGAAUUUCUAUUUGCAACCCAACAGAAAAUAAAUUCGUUGCCUGGUGAUUGCUUCGAUAAGUUCAUCAACGUGCAGACACUUAAUCUGAUUAAUGUAAAUUUAAGUACCGUCACUUAUCGACAUUUUAAGAGUCUCGUGCAGUUAAAAUAUCUUGACUUGAGUUGCAAUAAGUUGAGAAAAUUACCGAGGCGAUUAUUCAAAGAAAAUGAAAAUCUCGUUGAUAUUUCAUUGACCUCGAAUCAGAUUUUGGAGAUCGACGAGAGUGCGUUCGUUGGCUUAGAGAAUUUAAAGCGAUUAAGUUUGCGUAAGAACUCGAUGACAGAAUUUCAUCCCAAUGUGUUCAAACAUUUAAGUCAGCUUGAGGUGCUUGCACUGGAAGGAAACAGCAUUUAUUAUAUCGACGAUAAGUUAUUCGGAAACUUGACGUCCUUAACAAAGCUCGAGUUGAAACUCAACAAACUUUUCAGACUUCAUCCGAAUGCUUUCAAAUAUCUGUCAAAUCUGAAGUCACUUGAUUUGGAAGAGAAUCUCAUUACAAACAUACCGAUGCAACUUUUUCAAACGACAAUCGCAUUGGAGACUCUGAAUUUAUCGAAGAAUGAGCUCACAAAAAUUCACCCGCUAGCCUUCACUACGUUGGCAAAUCUCCAAAUUCUGUAUCUGAACAACAACAAUGAAAUCGCAGGAAUCCCGGCGGAACUGUUCAAACAACAAGCUAAAUUACGUGAAUUGUAUUUGCAAUCAAAUAAAAUUGUACAAAUCCAUCCACAAGCUUUCAAAGGUCUUGGCGUGAUUAAAACUUUGGAUUUAUCGGCGAAUUCAAUUUCAAUUCUUCCGGAAAAUCUUUUUCUUCUUGCAAACACUUUAAAACGAAUCAAUUUAAAUGAGAAUUGUAUCGAAGAGUUACAUUCGAAGCAAUUCAGAACGUUAAUGUUUCUGGAAGAAUUGGAUAUGGGAACAAAUCGUCUGUCAAAAAUCAUGGCUGGGACAUUCGAGGCGACAUCUCGUUUAAAGAAACUCAAUUUGAGUGACAACAGAAUAGAAAAAAUUCAUCCUGAAGCUUUCAACAACUUGAGGAACUUAGCAUAUUUAAAUAUGAACUCAAAUGGCUUGACAGAGAUCCAUGAAGAUGUGUUCAAGAACUCUGAAGCUUUGAUUUAUCUUGGACUUGCAGAGAACAACAUCGAGAAAAUUCAACCAUUUCAAUUCCAAGCGAUGGUUGAACUGAAAAAACUUGAGCUGAACAACAAUUUAAUUUCUGAAUUACCCGACGAUGCCUUUGAUUCUUUAACGGAACUCAAAGAUCUCGUGUUGAGCGAUAAUCACAUAACAGAACUUUCUCGAGAAGUUUUCAAACCACUCAUGAAACUUGAAGCUUUAAACUUAGAAAACAACGACUUAGUUAAACUCGACACGUUAACUUUUAGAAACUUAUUACAACUUAAAUACCUUCAUGUUUCUAACAAUAUGAUCCAAUUUGUCGAUGAUGACUUCAAGGAUGUUCUCAUAAACCUGAAGCAACUUGACGUUUCAAACAACAUUUGCGUUAAUAAAACCUUCAGAAAUAUAAAAGAACUCAAAGGCUUUCGUGUAACUUACUGGUAUUAUUCGCACGCUAAGUUUGGUGACUCGUGCAAAAUAUCAAUCGGGACUGAAGUUGUCAUUAUCAACAAUAAAAACAUUCAGGACGCGAACAUUAAAUACUUACAUGUGAACCAAGAUCAUCAAUUUAAAACCAUUCCAAAGAUCACAAUAGAAAACAAUCAAUUGACUGACAUUGAUAAAGACGCUUUCAUAGGUCCCGGAAAUUUAGAAAAAUUAACUUUGAGUAAGAAUCAAAUUAAGAAUCUCCAUUGGGAAACUUUCCGUCCAUUACAAAAGUUGAAGUUUUUAUUUUUGAAUGACAACAACAUCUGCGUUGUCGGACAGAAAAUGUUUUACCAUCAAUCGUGUCUAGAAGAGUUGAGUUUAAGUCGAAAUCAGAUAUUCGUUAUCCACCCACAUGCUAUGAUGAAUUUAAAAAAUCUUCGAAUACUUCAAAUGGAGGACAAUAAACUUACGAACUUUUCACCAGAUUUAUUUCAGAACAUGUCUAAAUUAACGAACUUGGACAUGUCAGGUAAUCGGUUACGAAACAUCGACAGUGAAUCAUUCAAAGCCUUGACGAAUCUCAAAGUCUUGAAUUUAAGAAACAACGAGCUUAGUGAACUUGAAGCGUUAGUUUUUCAAAAGCAAACCUCGCUUCUAGAAUUGAAUCUACAAAAUAAUAAAAUCAUUAAAGUUGAUCCCGACACAUUCAGCUUCGUGAAAAACAUCUCAACAUUAAAUCUUUCGGAAAAUCUUUGCGCAACAAACUUGCCACCAACAAUCUUCUCAUCAAUGAGAAAAUUAAAAAAUCUAAUUAUGAAUACUAAUCAAGUUCUCUGUACUUAA